This is a messenger RNA of Sphenostylis stenocarpa, 3117 nucleotides long. NCBI's taxonomy places the organism in Eukaryota, Viridiplantae, Streptophyta, Magnoliopsida, Fabales, Fabaceae. The record is from the annotation of a GenBank genome assembly.
AUGCGUGUCACCAUCGAUCUAGGGUUUUGGAGCCUGGUCCUCGUCGCGGUGGUCUGUGUCGUCUUGCCGGCGAUCGGCUUCUUGAUCCGUCGCCGCUGGCGGCGCGCGGAGGCCAGGGCUGAGGAGAUCAAGCGGCUCCUUGUUCUCGCCGAGGAGGAGUCCGUUAGAGCGGAGACUGAGGCUUCGUAUUACCAACACAGCGUGGUUUCGGUCCCAAAGAACAAAAUAUGUGCCGUGUGUUUCUGUCCCACCACUACACGGUGUGCGAGGUGCAAAGCGGUUCACUACUGUGGGUUCUGUGUUGGGCAUGUGGCCUAUGAGAUGCUAAGUUUGCUUGUUAUUGCCUGUGAAAAUAAAGAAUCGUCUAAGUUUUGGUAUUGUUCUGGAAAGUGCCAAAUUGUUCAUUGGCGCCGAGGUCACAAAGAUGAAUGCCAUCCUCCCAUCCCAACUUUCCAGACUGAUGAUUUGGUAAGUGAUAUUGGAAAGAAGGUAGCAGAGCCAGACUACCAUGGGAUCCCUGAACAGAGUCCUCAGACUGAAAGCACGGAGUAUGUAACAUCAUCUGAUAGAAGCUGUUCUGAUAUUUCACGUGCAAAGGAUUAUAGUGCACAAGUUGAGUCUCUUCAAGAGGGAAAUCUUACAGGCUCUAAUUCUGAAUUAUCUAGUAAUUCAUUCUCUGGAUUCUCAGCUUCCACGGGUGCUAGUGAAUCAUCUGAUUAUUCUUCUGUUUGUGAGAGUAUCAUCUCAAAUGAGCAUGAGAGAUCCGGGGAACAUAUUUUUGUAGACCGCACCCAUGACAUAUCUGAUACCACUUCAAGUCAUAACAGCAUUGGUGAAUCCAUUCCAUUAUCACCUAAGUUUGUUAGUUUGGUUGAUUCAGUAGAUGGUUAUCCAGCAAUGCAAGUUAGACAUGGUCACGGAAAAGAAGAGAGUAAACUCACAUCAGAUAGUCGUUCUGGUUUACGGAUGCGGAAAGGGACAACAAUUGAGCCUUCUAAAGUGUCUUCUGAAUUCUGGAAUAAAACACUUGAUUCAAUGAGGAUAAAAGAUGACACUAAUAGCAACCCUCUUCCAUCCCAGAGUGAUUCUCCUCCAAAGUCAGUUGAGAACAACAUGCCACAUGUAGGAUCAGAAUCUUCAGAGAAAAAUGUUGUAGAUUCUUCAGAUUGUGCUGAUGCUGUGAGCAUACAUAAUUUGCAAACAGUUGGUUCUAAGGUAUCAAAUCAUGUUAUCAACCCUAGUAGCACCUUGGAAUCAGCUGAAAGUAGAGGUCUGCCACGUGCCUUUGCUGAUACUAAGUUAGUUUCUAGAACUAGAACUGAAGAGCAUUCACAUUAUAGGACAAAAUGUGGAAAUAAUGGCAUCCAAUCUGGCACUGUUACUUCAUCUCAGGUUGUUAGCUCUCCAAAUUCUGACCUGAAAACAUAUGUUCUGAAAAAUUCUGAUCAGUAUGGAGGAUCAAAGUUGUCUAAACCCUUUCCAUUAGCUGGUGGGAGUGAUAUUACUGGAAAAUACAGUGACAAGGGUCACUUUCCAUAUGAUUUUUUUGUCAAGCUUUUUAACUGGAACAGGGUGGAGUUGCAACCAUUUGGUCUUACAAACUGUGGAAACAGCUGUUAUGCUAAUGCUGUUCUCCAGUGCUUGGCUUUUACACCACCCCUGACUGCUUAUUUACUUCAAGGACUUCAUUCUAAAUCAUGUGCAAAUAAAAAAUGGUGUUUCACCUGUGAGUUUGAAAGUUUGAUUUUGAAGUCAAAAGACACAAAAUCUUCCAUCUCACCUGUGGGCAUACUCUCUCAACUACAGAAUGUUGGGAGCCAACUUGGUAAUGGAAGAGAAGAAGAUGCACACGAGUUUCUAAGGCUUGCUGUUGAGACAAUGCAAUCCGUUUGCCUUAUGGAUUCUGGGGAUAACACAUCAGACCCAUUAAAAGAGGAAACCAAUUUAAUGGGCCUAACUUUUGGAGGUUAUCUUCAAUCAAAGAUAAAAUGCAUUAAAUGUGGAGCGAAGUCUGAGCGUCAAGAAAGGAUGAUGGAUCUUACUGUUGAGAUAGAUGGGGAGAUAGCAACCCUGGAGGAUGCCCUUCGACAGUUUACAAUCGUUGAGACUCUGGAUGGAGAAAACAAGUACCACUGUGUCAGGUGUAAGUCUUACGAGAAGGCCAAGAAGAAAAUGACAAUUUUGGAGGCACCUAAUGUUCUUACAAUUGCAUUGAAGAGAUUUCAGUCAGGAAAAUUUGGGAAGCUCAAUAAACCUAUCCAGUUUCCUGAAAUACUUGACUUGGCACCUUUCAUGAGUGGGACUAGUGAUUUGGCUAUAUACAGGCUAUAUGGGGUAGUUGUUCACCUGGAUAUAAUGAAUGCUACUUUUUCGGGUCACUAUGUAUGUUAUGUGAAGAAUUUCCAAAGCAGGUGGUUCAAGGUUGAUGAUAGUGUGUGUGCCGGCCUGAACAGGGCCCCAAUGAAUGAUAGGAGGCCAGGGAGCCAGCCUAAACUGAGUCCUGAACGAAAGCUUCCCAAACAAAUUUGUUUUGUGACACCUGUUGAAUUACAAAGCGUCUUGGCAAAAGGAGCAUACAUGCUUUUUUAUGCAAGGUCCGCUUCUUCUUAUGGAUUUAUUUUGUGCUCACCUAGGGCCCCAAGGUUAAUCAGAAACAGUAUAGUAUCUUCAGAUUCAAAAUGGAAACGCAAUGGAAAAACUGUCAUAAAGAGAAGACUAUCUACAGUUUCUGGUGCUGGAGUUAAUUUGACUUCUGCAGAUGGUUCAUCCUCCUUAGAUGCUAUCUAUUCAAAGUUUCUCCACCAGAGAAGGAUUUUGGAAGAAGAUUCAUCAAGUGAUAAUUCAUCCCUGAUUAGCAGCACUUCUGAUGAAGGUUCUUGCAGUACAGACAGCACGAGUGAUUCAACCAGUACCGAGGACUUUGCUGAUUAUAUUUUUGGUGAUUUGGGACGCGGUUCAGGUGGCAUGUUGAGAAAUUCAGAUUCCAACAUUUCCCCUGCAUUGUCAUCUUCUCCCCACUCUAGAUAUUUUUCCUCUUCUGAUAUAGACCCACAUGAUUCAGUUUUGCUACAUUCAACUGGGUUCCAACCACCUGCCCGGGUUCAAAGGUGGAGAUAG